AUGGGAAAACGAAACAGAGUUAAUAAUAAUCAAAUAUAUAUCAAUGCUUUGCCCAUAAUAUUGUCCACAGAUAAGUAUGGUAGGCUACCCCAGAUAUACCCCCAUAACCCAGUAUCAUGGUUAUACUUUGCAUUCCAGUAUAUAAAUAUACAGACCAGAUCUGUACCUCAAUCACAUGUCAGAAAGUUCCAGGUGGAUUAUGAUGAAGGUGUGUUUAAAGUAACCGAUGAGGAGGAUAUGCGAAGCUUAUGGAAACAGGGUUUUUUUGGAAAAGGAACAUUGUCUAGGUCAGACCCGUCUUGGAAGACUAGGACUAGUAGGAGAUUGAAUCUUGACGAAGAUUUGGAUAUCACGAGUGAAGAAAUUACUAGGUUGAGAAGAGAAGAGAGAAAGAAGUUCAAGACAGAACGGAGUAAAUUACAGGAUUUGGAGCUAAAGCAGCGUCAAAAUAUUAUUUCGGACACCGAGUUGCAUGCACUAGAAGAGUUGCGUCGAACUUUGAAUGCGCAGAGACUUGAAAACCCUAACUACAAACAGGAGUUAACGCAGUUAGAGGAUUUCAGGAUCGAGGAUCAGAAACUCAUCAAUGAGGGUGCCCUCAUUGAUCUCGAAUACUUGCAAUUGCAGAAAACUGAGGUAUUUUUCUUACGCUUCGCCCUCAAUGUCAUUAAUGUGAAUUUGCCGCUCCCGCAACUCUUUUCUGAGUGCUGCGCACAUGAUAUCUCGCCUAACAAUUCCUUUAUACUUGAAUACGUUGUCUACCACCAUUACAGAUCGUUGGGAUGGUGUGUGAGAUCUGGAAUAAAGUUUGGUUGCAACAUGUUGCUUUAUAAAAGGGGUCCUCCCUUUAGCCAUGCUGAACAUGCGAUUCUAAUAAUGUCUGACAACCAAUACGACUGGUCCAGCAUUUCAUCGAUAUCGCGGGUCAUUGGUGGAGUAAAGAAGAAUCUUGUGCUAACAUUUAUUGAUAUUCCAAGCGCUGAAGAAUUCGAUGCCGUUGCUAAUUCCUCCAAUUUAUCAGAGAACGAAAAAUUGUAUAAUAUGUUUAAGCUCUACAAAAUAACGGAAAUACUAUAUAGAAGAUGGAUUCCAAGUCGAAAUAGAGAUUGA
Molecule: messenger RNA, 1110 nt
Organism: Debaryomyces fabryi
Lineage: Eukaryota; Fungi; Ascomycota; Pichiomycetes; Serinales; Debaryomycetaceae
Gene: SEN2
Product: tRNA splicing endonuclease subunit
Exons: 1
Coding region: 1-1110 (369 amino acids)
Biological process (GO): tRNA splicing, via endonucleolytic cleavage and ligation; tRNA-type intron splice site recognition and cleavage
Cellular component (GO): tRNA-intron endonuclease complex
Molecular function (GO): nucleic acid binding; tRNA-intron lyase activity
Source: RefSeq, a predicted model, not a curated record